ACACGCCGUAUUCGCUUUGCCACUUGCGGCGGAAGCGCCACUCUCUCCUCUCCUCUCCUCCCUCCCCCCCACCCAUCCCCCGCGCCCCACGCGCCCACGUUGGCGGUGCGGUUGAUCCGGCAACAGCGGGCGCCUCCUCCUCCUCCGCCCCCAACCACCACCCCCACCCCUGCGGCGCCCAUGGGUGUCCGUUCCUGAGCACACCCCACGCUUCCGCUCCGCGCAUCUCCGUGGGUGGGUUGGGCAUAUACCUUGCUUCAGUCGCUUUCCCAUCUCUUGCUUCGUCCUGCCUUCUUCUUUCUUCCGUGAUCCCGGAACCCGGUGGUCGCCGCCGCCUCGGUGGAUCUUGCUCGGCCCUGCGGGGUGCUCAGUGAUCGCAUUUGAGAAGCUUAUUUGCACAAUGUCCUACACAAACUGUUUGAGGAGAUAUCCAGUUAGAGCCAUCUUUCCAUACACUAAUGCCAUCCUCCGAGCUUCUUUGGAGAAAGGAUCUCCGGAAAAGUCACUGACAGAUUACAACAGUAUGCUUCGUUUCACUGCUUUCUGCCCUGAUUACAGAACAUAUGUGCUCCUUCUCAAGGCUUGUGCAAAAUGUUCAAAUAUCUAUGCUAUCAUGGAAAUCCAUUCCCAUCUCGUUAAACUUGGCCUGCUAUCUAAUCAACGUAUAGUAACUCAUCUCUUCAAAUUAUACAUUGAUCAUGGUCGCGUGAUGGAAGCUUGCAAACUAUUUUGGCUAAUGCUGGAGUGGAGUGCCGAACCCUUUUAUGGAAAUUUGAUGCUCAUGGGAUUCUUGAAGUGUGGACAGAUAGACAAGGCAUAUCAGAUUUUCAAGAGGAUGCCUGUCAAGGAUUUGGUCUCAUGGAAUUCAAUGAUUGCAGGUACAGCAAGGAACUCGUGCCUGAAAGAUGCAAUGAAUAUUUUCAGCAAGUUGGUCAAUUCAGGUCUAGUGCCUGAUGGCUUCUCAUUCUCCUCAGUCCUAUCAGCUUGUGCUCAAGCUGGUGCCCGUUGUUAUGGUAUGUGGGUUCAUCAACUAAUGGCUGAACUGGGAUUGGAAAUGAACCAUAUUUUAAGUUCAUCACUUGUUGAUAUGUAUGCAAAAUGUGGAAGAAUUGACGUGGCAAUUGGGAUAUUCAUGACAAUUAAGAGAAACCAUGUCUCUGUAUGGAACACAAUGAUUGGUGGCCUGGCAGCACAUGGUCUUGGAUCUGAUGCGGUGAUGUUCUUCCGUGAGAUGGAAAGUGAAGGUCUUGUUCCUGAUGGGGUUACAUUUGUUGCACUCUUGACAGCAUGCAGCCAUUCCGGCAUGGUUGAAGAGGCUCGUCAAUACUUUGAAGCAAUGACUACAAAGUAUUCUAUCACUCCGAGGAUUGAACAUUAUGGUGCAAUGGUGGAUACUUUGUCACGAGCUGGGCUACUGGAUGAAGCAUAUGACUUGGUAAAGACAAUGAAUGUGAAACCUGAUGCUGUGAUAUGGAGGGCAUUACUCAGUGCUUGUUGCAGGUACCGGCAAACUAAACUAGGUGAGAUCACCGUCAAGGAGAUAGCGUUCCAGGGCAGUGGUGACUAUACCCUUCUUUCAAACAUCUACUCAUCUGCGAAUAGAUGGGAAGAUUCAGAGGAAGUAUGGAAAGAGAGGAAGAAAAAGGGAAUUAGGAAGAGCAAGGGCUUGAGUUGGGUUGAGUUAGGGAGGAGCACCCAUGAAUUUAAAGCUGGUGACCGAUCUCAUCCUGACACUGAUGGCAUUUAUAAAGUGUUGCAUCGGUUAUCAAACAAGGCCAAGAGUGAAGGAUAUAUUCCAUUGACUGAACUAGUGUCCAAAGAUGUCUCUGAGGAGGAAAGAGAAGAAAACCUUACCGUCCACAGUGAGAAGCUAGCGGUGGCAUAUAGUAUCCUUAAGACAAUGCCAAGGACAGAGAUAAUGGUGUCAAAGAAUCUGCAGACUUGCAGUGAUUGUCAUGAAUGGAUGAAGAUAGUCUCGAAGGUACUUUGUCGUGUUAUAAUUAUGAGGGAUAGAGUUCGAUUUCACCGUUUUGAAGGUGGAUGCUGCUCCUGUAAAGAUUAUUGGUAAUUCCUGUUUUGGAGACAGAUGCUGCUCCUGUAAAGACUGUUGGUCAGUACUGUUUGGAGAACUACAGAAUUGAUUUGUUUAGCAUCAUAUCAACAGUUCUGACAGGAGGUACAAGUAGAACCAGUGGAUAUAACUACAUUCCCUUGUGGAGUCAUGGGUGGUCUAUGUGACUAUGCCAAUAUAUGACCCCUAUAAUACAUGGUAUUAUCAUUUUGUCUGCACAGCAGGUGACAUGAAACAAUGGAAAUAUGGGUAAACCAGCGCACACAUA
Messenger RNA from Oryza sativa Japonica Group (Japanese rice), 2339 nucleotides. The record is from RefSeq and is a predicted model, not a curated record. Lineage: Eukaryota; Viridiplantae; Streptophyta; Magnoliopsida; Poales; Poaceae.